AUGGCUACCCCCAGUGUCCUUACUUUUGAUGCUGAGGGCCGUGCCGUUGACUUUGAGGUCUGGGUCGAUGACCUCCAGCUGUUUCUCCAGUGCCAUAGGGCAAACGGACUCUCUCUGUUCGAUCUCACCUCUGGUGCCUCUCCUGCCCCGCCCGCUACUGCUGACAGCACUGUUCGCUCACUGUGGGCCACACGCGAUGCUGCUGCUCGCCUUGCUGUGCGUCGCCACUUACCGACCACUGAGCAUGCACACUUUAGGCAGUACAAGAGUGAUCAGACCUUGUACGACGCUGUAGUUGCACGCUACUCUUCCCCUGCCACUGCUGCACAGAGCCUCCUCAUGCUAUCGUACCUCUUCCCUGACCUUGCUGCCUUCCCCACACUUGCUGACCUUAUUACGCACCUCCGCACUAGUGAAACUCGCUACCGCGCUGCGCUUCCUGCUGAGGACCACUUCCUCUCAGUUUGCCCCACCGCUCUCACCGUUGACCUCCUGGAGAAGAGCCUCCUAGCAGCAGAGAAGAGCAUAGUCGCUGUAGGAGCCUCUCGUGGUGACCCUUGCACCCCCGUCUUUGAGGAGUGUUCCCCCUCCCCCCUCUUGCCCUCUGUUGCCUCUGCUUAUGCGGGUGACCUCGUUGGUUUCGAGUCGGUCGGCGCUGCGUCUGCCCCAAGCGGGAGACGCCGCACCGGCAAGGGCAAGGGGGGCAAGGGCGCUCGAGGGGCUGGCGGGGGCGGUGGAGGUGGUGGUGGAGGCAGUGGAGGGGGUGGGGGUGGUGGUGGGAGUGGUGGCGGGGGUGGAGUGGCAGCAGUGGAGGCGGAGGAGGCGGUGGCGGAGGGAGCGGAGGCAGCGGAGGUGGUGGAGGCGGCGGAGGCGGCGGAGGUGGCGGAGGCGGCGGCGGCAGCAGUGGACCUGGUUGCAGCUCUACGCAGAGGAGUGGCUCCAGAGGUGGUACGCGCCAGCAGCAGCAGCGCAGUCGUGAGACUUUGUCCCCUCAGCAGCUUCGUGAGUGGUACGCUGCGCGUCAGCGCGGUGGGGGUACGGGUUCCUGCACCUACGUUCUCCGCCUCGACGACCGCGCUGGUGAGCAGUGCGGGGGGCCCGCACUCCACCUAG
Closterium sp. NIES-65 is the source of this 1113-nucleotide messenger RNA. Lineage: Eukaryota; Viridiplantae; Streptophyta; Zygnematophyceae; Desmidiales; Closteriaceae. The record is from the annotation of a GenBank genome assembly.